AUACAAUACUUCAGGAAAAAAAGUUAUAUCUUAUAUUUGAAUAUUGUGAUAUGGAUUUAAAAAAAUACAUCGAUAGUGCACCGUUUGGAUUACCGGUAGAUAUAAUUAAGAAAUUUACUUAUCAACUUUUGUGUGGAAUCAAGUAUUGCCAUUCACAUAGAAUUCUUCAUCGUGAUCUGAAACCUCAAAAUCUUCUUAUUGGUUUAGACGGUAAUUUAAAAUUGGCCGAUUUUGGUUUAGCAAGAGAUUUUUCUAAUUCUAUAGGUGUUCUUACUCAUGAGGUUGUCACGCUAUGGUAUAGACCUCCAGAACUUCUCCUUGGUGCUCGAUAUUAUUCUACAGGCGUCGAUAUGUGGAGUGUCGGCUGUAUUUUUGCGGAGAUGAUGUCAUCAUAUGCUUUAUUUAGAGGUAUCCCAUCAUGGUCACGUGAAAAUUUCCGUGAUAGUGAAAUAGAUCAAUUGUUCAAGAUUUUUGGCAUUCUAGGGACACCAGAUGAACGUCUAUGGCCCGGAGUACAUCAAUUGCCUAAUUUCAAAUUUAUAUUCCCUUCUUGGAGACGUUAUCCUUUAAAUCAAAUUUUUCCUUGGAUGAGUUAUGAUGCAAUUAAUUUAUUGGAGAACCUCUUGAUUUAUGUACCAAGUCGGCGAAUUGCGGCUAGAACAGCCCUUCGCCACACCUACUUCGAUGAUAUAAACUAUCCUCGUUCAUGA
Molecule: messenger RNA, 710 nt
Organism: Scutellospora calospora
Lineage: Eukaryota; Fungi; Glomeromycota; Glomeromycetes; Diversisporales; Gigasporaceae
Source: the annotation of a GenBank genome assembly